AUGCUGUGUGCCAGGAGGAUAGUCGUCCUCUGUGGGUUCGCCCUCUUAGUGUGGGCCGCCCUGGUUGCUGCAAAGGGUGUUGAUGAAGCGCGCAUCCGUGCCAUUAUAGCCAACAUGACUCUUCUUGACAAGGCGCGACAGCUCGACCUCUACUCGGGCAACGACAUUGUGACCACCGGCCAGCUGGACUGGGACCGCAUCGAGCGCGCCUGGUCCCUGGGUGCGGGCGGCGCGGUGCACGACUUCUACCCGCACACGGCCAAGGAGAUCAACCUGCUCCAGCAGUGGGCCAAGCAGAAGUCGCGGCUCGGCAUCCCUUUCCUCUUUAUCGAAGAGUGUCUUCACGUGUUUCCGCAAUCGAAUGCGAUGGGUGCGACGUGGGACACCGACCUCGUGCACCGUGUGGGCCAAGCGAUCGCCGCCGAGGCCCGCGCUUACGGCAUCGGCUUCUGCCUCGCGCCCGUCCUCGGCAUCGGCUACGAACCGCGAUGGGGCAGGAUCGAAGAGCUCUACGGCGAGGAUACCUAUCACGUCUCCCGACUCGGCGUGGCGAUGGUGUCCGGGCUCCAGGGCGGCACGGACCCGCACACGUCGCUGGCCACCAACCACACCGUCGUUGCUGAACCGAAGCACUACGCUGGGCACUCCAUUCCCGAGAGCGGACUGAACACUGCGCCGGCCCACCUUGGCCCACGCGAUCUGGAGACCCUGCUUACAUUGAACGGCCAAGUCCUGGUGGACACGUUCGCCAACCCCAAUUCAACCAGGAACGUUCCAUUCACGUUCGCGGCGGGUGCCAAGUAUGCCGUUGUGUUGGAGUUUGUGCGCCCCAACGAGGGUUCGUACAUGUGCCUUCAGUGGAGCCUCAUCGGCGGCACUCAAGUCGGCCAGAAUCUCGCCGUCAAGGCCGCCGCCGCUGCCGACAUCAUCAUCGCAGUUGUGGGCGAGGACACUCGCACCUGUGGCGAGACGUUUGACAGGCCGACGCUGGACCUGCCCGGCUCGCAGCAGGAGCUGCUCGAGGCCAUACGCGCGGCCGCGCCCAACAAGCCCUUCAUAGCCGUCCUUCUGCACGGGCGGCCCCUGAGCGUGAAUUGGCUGAACGACAACGCCGACGCCAUCAUCACCGGGUUCUACCCCGGGCAGGCCCAGGGCCAGGCGAUCGCCGACGUGCUGUUUGGCGACUACAACCCUGCGGGCCGCAUCCCGGUCACCUUCCCGCAGAGCUCGGGCCAGCUGCCAAUGUUCUACAACUACAAGCCCAGCGCGCGUAAGAACCAGACAGCCAUUUACGCCGAUGGCACCAGCAGCACUCCGCUGUAUCACUUCGGGCACGGGCUGUCGUAUACCCAGUUUGCCUAUAGCAACCUGGCGAUCUCGCCCAUCGUGAUUCUGCCCAGCACUGUGAUGACCAUCACGCUGAACGUGGAAAAUGUGGGCAAGAUGGCCGGCGAGGAGAUGUAUGUGCGGGAUGAGGUGAGCAGCGUCACCACGCCUCUUCGAUCGCUCAAGGGUUUCCAGCGCGUCGGCCUGCAGCCCGGCCAGUCGACGACGGUCACCUUCAGCCUCGACGUCACCAAGGACUUGGUCAUCUACAACAGGCAAUUCAAAUGGGUGGUGGAGCCGGGCCAGUUCACGGUGAUGGUGGGCUCAUCAAGCAACGACAUCCGGCUGACGACCACGUUUCCGGUCCUGUUUUGA
Acanthamoeba castellanii str. Neff is the source of this 1701-nucleotide messenger RNA. Its product is annotated as glycosyl hydrolase domain containing protein. The record is from RefSeq and is a predicted model, not a curated record. Gene Ontology annotation, molecular function: hydrolase activity, hydrolyzing O-glycosyl compounds. The transcript is spliced from 13 exons. The coding region runs from base 1 to 1701 and encodes 566 amino acids. Gene Ontology annotation, biological process: carbohydrate metabolic process. Lineage: Eukaryota; Discosea; Longamoebia; Acanthamoebidae.